AUGAAUACGUAUUUUAGUCAGAAGGUGCUACUCAGUGAACCUUCUGAAACAAGAGAGAAGACAUAUGGUCUUACGAAGAUGCUUAUUAGGAAGAAUAUUAUAUCUUUGGCACAGACGUUCAGACUAGAUGACCUUGAUGAUGAAUUACACCAGGAGUCUUCAGAUAAUCAGGUUGCUUGUGCCUCACGGAUCCGUAACAACUGUGAUUCAAAACAGCAUCCCUUAGGACGGAGCGCUGUUAAUGAUUCUCUGCUUGAAAUGGUGGAAAGCCAGGGAGCAGUGGGAUGGAGAGAAGCACAGGUACGAGUCGUUAUCCAAAGGGUGUACUGUUUGCCUGCAAGAGAAGGUUACAGAAGCCACGUUCAAGGAAACAAGCCUCUUGGUGCAACACCCAUCAUAAAUUCAGAUCCACCAAACGUUAGGGCAGUGGUGAAAGCUGCUGAUAUAGAAAAGACUCUCAAGAAGACAGUGGCCAGCAUAGACCACAAGCGUGACAGGGAUUCAGUCUCUUUGGAAAGCAAAUGGGCAGGAACAGAAACCAACUGUCAGAUGGCCAACACUACCAAGGGCGGCCCUGUACUUACGAGUGCCUGCCUGGCAGGUGGGGUAUGGUCCCUUCCACAGCUGUGCAGUUGUGGUCCCGAUUCAGCACGUGGUGCAGGAACUCCACCAGCAAGGAGACGUUCACUUCGGUUUCUGAGUGAGCGAACAGGGGAAUUGACAGCCCCUCGGCGAACCGAUAUUUCCUCCCUUGUUGGGAGCCGGCGCUGGAAGCCGCCGGGUUGCGGGAGGGUUGGCCGGGUGAGCCGAGGGGCCACGUGGUUCGUCUCUCCCCCCCGUGUCCCCCGUGCUCAGUGUGUCUCUGCACACGCUGUUCGGUUGUGCCUCCUUGUCCAGGAUGCCUAUGGUAUGUUCAGUGAAGUGCAGUUGCAGUCCCUGAGCUCUGCAGAAGACAUUGAGCAGUAUUGCAAGAGAUGGGAAGGAAAAUUCUGCUGCUUAGCUGGAAUGAGAAUUUUGCAAAGAACUACAAGAGGAAGGGCAUUAGGACUUUUUAGUCUGAUAGACAGUCUGUGGCCUCCAGUAGUGCCUGUAAAAGUUCCUGGACAAAGUCAAGACUCUGAAAUGAUGACAACUAACCUACCUCCUCCCAGCUUCUGUUAUAUUCUUACUGUUCAGUCUGGUGAAAUAAAUGUGGAAGUGGAUGAAGAAGAACAGAUUUCUAAUUUGUACCAGCCACCAGCUGUUCAUGGUCUAAAGGAAAUUCUUCAGAUCGAUGGUUGUAAUGAACGUUGUAGCUUUUGGGCGCAAGUGCUAUAUCUAAGGCUGCAGACAAAACACAGCAAUCCUAUAAAUCAAAGAGAGAUUUGGUUGUUUGUGACUGACUCCACAUUGCAAAAUGUGGUUCAUGUGAUUCCAAAAGUUGUUGCUGUGUCAGUCGCUGCAUCGUGUGUUCUCAGUAGGGAAAUCACAGAAACCCUCAGUGUUGCCUCGCAACCUGUCUUCUUCAAGGAUGCGCUGUGGGGAAAUGGUAGGAUUAUUUGUGUUGAACGUACUGUUCUCUUAUUACAAAAGCCUCUUUUGUACUCGGCUGCCGGUGCUGACCUCAGUGAGCUGACUGGCCCUCUCAGACUCGAUGAGCUGGAUUCUACAACGCAGGCCAACUCCAUUUGUGCUGUAAGAG
Tauraco erythrolophus (red-crested turaco) is the source of this 1681-nucleotide messenger RNA. Lineage: Eukaryota; Metazoa; Chordata; Aves; Musophagiformes; Musophagidae. The record is from RefSeq and is a predicted model, not a curated record.